Molecule: messenger RNA, 3812 nt
Organism: Glossina fuscipes
Lineage: Eukaryota; Metazoa; Arthropoda; Insecta; Diptera; Glossinidae
Gene: Hs3st-A
Exons: 8
Coding region: 1592-3532 (646 amino acids)
Molecular function (GO): [heparan sulfate]-glucosamine 3-sulfotransferase activity
Source: RefSeq, a predicted model, not a curated record
AAAAAGAAAUAAAAAAAAAAAUUUGUUCCUCACUUUCCUAACUUCACACGGAUAAAAUGCAUAUAAAUACGACGAAUGUAAUACCUCAACUAUGCUUAAAUGGAGCACAUGUUUGAAUAGCAACGGCAACGGAUGUAUAGAGUGUACUAUACGCAAAGAAUAUUGCGAAAAUGUAAAUAAAUAAAUAAAUAAAUAAAUAAAUCUUUCAACGAAACAUAUCAAGUAAAGUGCCAUCAAAGAGAAUUAUUUAGCAAUAAGGCGGAUAGGGGAGAAAGGAAAAGAAAAAAGCAAACGAAAAUAAUUAAAAUUGAAAAAUAGAAUACGUUGCGAAUCGUUUGCGACUUUAAUAUCACUUAAUUUCUGUUUAAAUGAAUUCAGCGAAUAAAAGAAGAAAUGGAAAGCGAUUAUUAAAAAAGAAAAGCGGAAAGAAAUCAAUGCUCAAAAAUGAAGCACUUUUAUGGCAAUGAAUAGAUGAAUGAAAUGAAUUAAAAAGGAAAUAAUACCGAGGACGUCAACAGAACAAAUUAACUUUCACUUUGUAGAGGAAAUUAUAUAAUUAUUAGCAACUGUAACUCUCUGCAUAAUAAAAAAAGAAAGAAAGAAAAGUGGAGCAGAGGGAAAGCAUUCCACACAGACUUGCCACGCCACGCUUCGGUCACAAUUAAAGCUGAAUUUUGAGCUGAAGAAUUGAAAUUACAUUUUUUUUUUCUCCUCUUUUUUUUUGUUCGUCGAACUCGAGCAAAUUGAAAUGUUAUAAAGAAAAGCAACAGCAUAAAUAUAUUACGAGCAACAUCAAACGUCAAACCAUUGCGAAUACGAAUACAACGGCAGUCUGCACUUUUUUAUUCAAGCUGCUAACUCAGCUGCUCCAACAUAAAAUAGCCAUACACACACACACGCACACACACACACACACAAACAAACAAACAAACAAACAAACGAAGCAGACCUGGUCUUUAAUGCAAUUUGCUGGUAAACGGAAAUAGUUGACGGAAGUUCAAGCAGCCAUUGACAAGUUACAAAAACGGCAAUAACACCAACAAAAAUUAUACUAAGUUAUCGUAUGUUUACUGCUGCUUUUGUUGCUGUAUGCACAUGUGUAUGUGUGUGUGUAUGUGUGUGUGCGAAUGCAUGAAAGUGAACGUUUAUGUGGCCGCAUGGAUUUUUAUAUAAGAGGAUAUAACAUGACAUAAAAAUUUGUUAGUUUGUAACGGAAAUGCAUUGUUAGAUCAAAACACACACUCACAUCCAAUCGUAUAUAUAUAUACGUAUAUAUAUACAUAUAUAUAAACAGGAAUCCAGCCACCUGCUUACAUUAUGAACGUUUAUAUAUAAAGUUAAUAUAAUUUGUUACCCCAAAAAAUAAGGAAAGAAAGCAAAAAAGAAUAUACCGACAGACACAUCUCGCUGUGACUUCGAGAAGAAGAAAUCAUAAGAAACUUGACAAAUUAUUAACUAGAGAGCCGAGCAGAAUGUCAACAAAUAUUGUUGUUACGUUUCCAUUUCGCGAUUGCAUCGAGAGCAAAUGCAAAGAAGAUAUUAAUCAUCUUGAAACAUAAGAAUUUGCGUUGGGUUACGCGUUUAAAACCUGAUGACUACCGCUAAAAGACGCGCAAACAGUGGCGCGACAAUUGUUGCUGACAACCAUUAUUCACAAUCGAAUCAACAACAACAACAACAACAAUUACAACAAUUGCAUCAACACUCAAUAAAUUACCAAGAACAACAACGACAGCAACCACAUCAUGGACUUAGUCAGCAAACAUAUCAACAACAACAGCAACCUCUACACACCCCACAGCCCCAACAGCAGCAACAACAACCGCAAAUUAUUACCGACCAUAGUCAACAACAACAAUAUAAUUAUCAGCAAAUGCCAUCUAAUCAAAAUUAUAGAAAUUCCGGAACAAAUGAAACCUCAUUACUAUCGUCCUCAACAACAUCUUCAUCAUCAUCCUCGCCGCCAUCUACGGUGCGCAACGAAUGUUCGGUGAAGCUACCACUAGAUAUUUUAUGGUUACCAAAAUCUGCCAUGAGGCCUGUAGGGCCUGAUACAUCGCAUACCGAUUGUAUAUUGGUUGUGGGUGUUUCCCGUCCCAAAUUAGCUGUAGUCUUUCUUACCGUUAUGUUAAUAUCAUUGUUUUUAACAUUUCAUGUACUAUACGAUAGCGCGGUUUAUAAUAUCCAAGCAGCACAAGCCGUAAACAAUCGUCAUCAUCAUCAUCAUCAGAAUCAUCUUUAUCAUUAUCAGACUUUGCAACAACAAAAACAACAACAACAAUCAUCGCAACAGCAAACGCAAACGCAAAUGUCAUCGCAGCAACUUAAAUAUAAUCAACAGCGUACAUCCUUACUAAGUAUUGGCACAGGCAGCAAUAAUAAUCGUGGCGAUGGUGGCAGUGCCAGUGGCACGGUUUAUGCUGCCGGCUCAUUGUCUAGUGCAGGUCAUGUUGUUGCUUUUAUGAAUAGCAACAGUAUUAAUCGUUUGUCAGAAUUGUAUGAUAAGUCAGCUGAUAUUUCAUCAAAUCAACAGAUAAGCCAUCCAAUGGUGUUUCCUUCGAAUCGUGUACAUUUUCCUAAAACCAGUCGCCGUUUGCCACAGGCUCUCAUAAUUGGCAUACGUAAAUGUGGAACACGUGCUUUACUGGAGAUGCUGUAUUUACAUCCGCGCAUACAAAAGGCAGGCGGUGAGGUGCACUUUUUUGAUCGGGACGAAAAUUACAUGAAGGGUCUGGAUUGGUAUCGCAAAAAAAUGCCGCAUUCGUUUCGUGGACAAAUAACCAUCGAAAAGAGUCCCAGCUAUUUCGUGUCGCCUGAGGUGCCUGAACGUGUAAGAGCCAUGAAUGCCAGCAUAAAACUUUUGCUGAUUGUACGCGAGCCAGUGACAAGAGCCAUUUCAGAUUAUACACAAUUACGUAGUCAUGCAGCGACGGCCAGUUUACCCGUAAUGGUUGAGACACCAACGUUAUUGUCGUCAUCAUCGUCAUUAAUGUCCUCAACCUCCUCUUUAUAUUCGAAUGGUGUUUGGACAUCUAUGCAAAAGCAGCAAAAGCAGCAAAAGCAGGAACAGCAGCAACAGCAGCAACAUCAACAGAAACAGCAAAAAAUUUCUGGAUUUUACAAUAAAUUAAGUGCCGGCAAUGCUGCUGCUAUGCAUGAUAAUGCAUUGGCGGAUAGUGGUGCUGGAAUUGGUGGUGUUGGUAGUAAACUUAACUGGAAAAGCGGAAAUGCUUAUCGUCAAUACAAAGCACCAGCCAUCACGACUACCACAACCACAACAACGCUUAGUGCAGCAAACUUACCGAGCAACGGUAUACAAAUUUCAUCCAAGACCUUCGAAGAAUUGGCUAUUUUUCCCAAUGGCACUGUAAAUGAUUCAUAUCGUCCAUUAACUAUAUCUAUGUAUCAUUUACAUUUGCAUCGUUGGCUGGAAGUCUUCCCACGUGAGCAAUUACUGGUAGUGAAUGGUGAUCGAUUAAUUGACGACCCAGUUUCGCAACUAAGACGAAUUGAAACAUUUCUAGGUAUUUAGCAUCGCAUCAAUGGCAAUCAUUUUUAUUUCAAUGAGACAAAAGGCUUCUAUUGUUUGCGUUACGACAGCGGGGACCGUUGUUUACGUGAAACUAAAGGACGCAAACAUCCUCAUGUUGACCCGUUAGUUAUAUCGAAAUUACGUAAAUUUUUUGCCGAACAUAAUCAACGUUUUUAUGAAUUGAUAGGUGAAGAUUUGGGUUGGCCAGAAGAAUGAAUAUAUAUAUAUAUACAAUAAUAAAUCUACACAAUAUAUACAUAUGAAUAUGCAUAUGCAUAUA